AUGCCGUACUUUAUCAUUAUGAAAUUCUCAAGUAUCCAGUCACAGGUUUUGGAAGCACAGAUGCAAGCUGGAAAAAGGUAUCAUCUCCCAGAGAUGAGAUUGCAUAAAUUCCAAUCAGGCCACAAGAAGAUAUCAUCCAUAGAGCUGACUCUAGAUAACUUGCAAUUAUCUCAUGAGGCCGAAGUGUUUGACAUUUUGGAGCAGCAAGGUGAGCAGCAGAUCUACAGCAACCCUUGGAUGAAUUGCACCAGCAUGGGGGAAUACUCAGAUGUCUUGUCAGCUCACGACUGGUGGAAGGAUGGUAGACAAUUGAAGCAGAUGGAACAUGUCCGGUCAGGAGACAUCUGGUUUGCCCACAUCCCAGGUCAACCGGAGAUAGAACUAUUGGAUAUGGGAUUCCUCCCUCGACACAAUGUUGACCAGCCAUCGACUCCUCCAUCCAUAUCAGUGUUGGACAUGGGAUUUCCACCAGGCAGCGAGUUAGAUACCCACCAGGCACCUGACAUCAUCAACAACCCUCUGGACAUGGGCUUUUGCAGCAUUCCGGCUCAUGAUUAUCCAGCUCAUGAUGUUCUGGCUCGUGAUGGUCCAGCUCAUGAUGGUCCGGUUCAGUCAUUAGACAUGCAAGUGGAACAGAUUCCUUUGAACAUGGGCUUUCACACAGAUCUGGCAUCCUGUCACUCAUUGGACAUCCAACCAGAUGAUCUCCCUUUGGAUAUGGGUUUUGACACACUCCAACCGGACAAUCGCCUUUUGCAUACAGAUUUCAAUGCACUCCAACCGGACGAGCACCCUUUGGAUAUGGGAUUUUGUACACUCCAUCCGGUACACCCGGAUCACUCAAUGGAUAUUCAACUUUCUCGCAAACCUCUGGACAUGGGCUUUGGGACAGCUCCAGCAUCCAUUCAGGAAGACAGGCCAUUGGACAUCAUAAUCGCCACUCCAGAUCCAGAUCCAGUACAUGGUCUUCCGGAUCCGUCAUUUGCAGUUGGUGAACCGGCACCCAUUGGAUUUGUGAUUCAGCACGCUUACAAUGUCACCGGAAGAAGCAUCUGUGAGCCAGGAAGUUCUUCAGUCUGCCAAUGA
This is a messenger RNA of Suillus bovinus, 1086 nucleotides long. RefSeq lists its product as uncharacterized. The coding region runs from base 1 to 1086 and encodes 361 amino acids. The record is from RefSeq and is a predicted model, not a curated record. The transcript is spliced from 8 exons. NCBI's taxonomy places the organism in Eukaryota, Fungi, Basidiomycota, Agaricomycetes, Boletales, Suillaceae.